UAUGACUCUGAGAGAGAAAUUACACAUACGACCUCAAUUAAAUGUUCCAUUUUUCCAACUUCCCACCAUACAUUCUCCAUUUUCGCCGGGAUCGGAUUCACCGAGGGCUCCAAGCUGAAAGCUCCCUCCUCCAUGUCGCGGGCCCGGCCGAGUCAGCUCCGAGCCGAACGAGUCGGCAAUCCUGUUAUGCAUGAACGGAGAAUCGUUAUACCGAACAGGCACGGCGAGAAUCUUGUGGGCAUAUUGCACGAGACAGGGUCGAAGGAGCUCGUUGUGUUGUGUCAUGGGUUCCAGUCUUCAAAGGAGCGCAUUCCUAUGGUAAACCUUGCCGGCGCUUUGGAGAGGGAGGGAAUCAGCGCUUUCCGUUUUGACUUUGCAGGAAACGGGGAAAGCGAAGGUUCAUUUCAGUAUGGUAACUAUUGGAGAGAAGCUGAUGACUUACGGGCUGUAAUCGAACAUUUCUUGGGGCAGAAACGUUUUAUAAAGGCAAUUAUUGGACACAGCAAAGGAGGAAAUGUAGUGCUCUUGUAUGCAUCAAAAUAUAGUGACGUAAAUAUUGUAGUCAACAUAUCUGGACGUUUCAAUCUGGAGAGAGGCAUUGAAGGUCGAUUAGGUAAAGAUUUUCUGCAAAGGAUCAAGAAGAAUGGAUUCAUUGAUGUGAAGAAUAAAAGAGGAAAGUUCGAGUAUCGAGUAACAGAAGAAAGUUUGAUUGACCGCCUUACAACUGAUACUUGCACAUCAUCCCAAAUUAUUUCCAGAGACUGCAGGGUGUUGACUGUUCAUGGUUCUAUUGACAAAAUUGUACCGGCGGAAGAUUCUCUGGAGUUUGCCAAGGUGAUAUCGAAUCACAAGCUGUGCAUCAUAGAAGGAGCUGAUCAUGAAUACACCUCGCAUCAGGAUGAGUUAACUUCUGUUGUCUUGGAUUUUGUGAAGACUGAUAGUUGUCCAAACAAAAGCACGGUCAAUCCAUUUCUGCCACCAAAACCUGCAAAUUCUCCUCAUUCAAGGAUGUGAAAACAUCAUCGCUUCUGCUGCCCUUUUUUACUUCCAAUAUGAGGACUGGCAGAGCCAUGCAAACAAGCACUCCUCUCACUUGUCCUCACCUUUCCGAGCUAUUCAAGCGCAUUGACAUCAUAGUUGGAAAAAAUGUACCCAUCAUGCAACUUGGUAUCAUGUUUCUAGUCAAAUGCAAAGUAAACAAAUCAUGCAGUGAAAAAAAUGUCGCAACUUGCAUGAUUACAGCCUUAAAAUACUUGUCAAGUUUCAAGCCAACUGUACAGAACUGCCAAGCUUAGCACUGGUAACAGGCAGGUCAUUCUUUGAUGUCAUUGCAAGUCUAUUCUGGUGUA
This is a messenger RNA of Syzygium oleosum, 1349 nucleotides long. RefSeq lists its product as uncharacterized. The coding region runs from base 133 to 1014 and encodes 293 amino acids. The record is from RefSeq and is a predicted model, not a curated record. The transcript has 7 exons. NCBI's taxonomy places the organism in Eukaryota, Viridiplantae, Streptophyta, Magnoliopsida, Myrtales, Myrtaceae.